AUAAGGGAUGCUGGGCUCAGGGACACCGCCACUGGCAUCUGCCCGGGAUUGGUAGGGGACUGGAGCUGGACCACAGGCUCAGGGUACAUCUCCAACAACUCCAGAGAGUGAGAUUGUCUUCUGACUGGGACCCUUGAGAUCAGCCUCCAGGGAACAUGCCUGACACCCCGAUAGAAGACUCUAUCUUCCAUAUCAUCCAUUGCUACCACCUUUAUGCUGCCAGGGAGGGAGAUGUGGACACCUUGAGCCUGGAUGAGCUCAAUGCUCUGCUCACAGAAAACACGCCUCGAUUCAUGAAGGGUCUGGGCCGGACUCAGCCCGAGUAUUUGAAGCAGCUGUUCGAAGUGGCCGACAAGAACAAAGACAACCAGAUCUCCUUUGAUGAAUUUAUCUACAUCGUGGGAAAGUUGAUGAAGGAUUACCACCUGCAGUACCACCGGCAGCUCUGCGCCCACUACUGCCAGGCAAAUGGCCUCUACUGAGGGAUGCAGCAAAUCCUCCUGAGUCCCUCCCUGCCACUAUGGCCCUGGCUUGUGGCUUCCAGGCCAUGGGAGAUGCUGGGAGCCCCACUGGGGUGGACUGACAUGUUUUUAGAGCCGUUGGACCACCUGCAAACUACUUUACUUUCUGAAAAGAGGUUCCCUUCUUGGUAAAAUGGAGAUAAUAAUAGCCGAAGUGCCAGCCUCACAGGAUUGUUAUGAGAAAUUUGUAAUCCUGAGAGGUUGCACGUGUGAGAAUAUUUUUUAGUUAGGGACCAGGCCUGGGCUCAGGGAGAUAUUUCAGCUUGGGAAACAAAAGCCAGCUAAAAAUGGAAUUAGACAUUAUUUUUUUCAGGGAGGUAGGAGUGGGGAUAUAUGGGGGUAGGAGUGGGGAAAGGCUCUGCCACUUGUGGUGGGGCGUCCUUUAACCGCUGGAAGCCUUAGUUUCCUCAUCUGUAAAAUGUCAAUAAUACUUGCACUACCUACCUCACAGGGUUGUUUUGGGGACAGCACUUUGCGUUGUGAGCUCUAGUUAUUUUUAUUACUACACUGGUGUAGGGGGAGUAAAUAAAGUGGCUUCAGGACUAUCUUUGGGGUUCACUACUAAUUGAUCCUGAAAGCUCACCUGUGGGCAGAACCUGGGCCUUGGGGAAGCUGGAGAAGCAGGAUGAAAUAUUUUCUUGGCCUUUGAAAACUCAGUCAGAUGGAGGAAACCUCCCCUCAGGGAGCCUCAGAUGGGGGAGACUUUUUCCUUACCUUGCCAACUCAUAAUGACUUUGCAGCCUCUUGAUAGCCACAGAUUUUUUUAAAUUAAAAAACCAAAUACCUUACCUUCUGUCUUAGAAUCACUGUUGUGUAUUGGUUCCAAGGCAGAAGAGCCAGAUUUGAACCCAAGAUGUCCCAUCUCCAGGCCUGGCUCUCUUGCCACUGAACCACCUAGCUGCCUCCAGUCAUUUUAACUCCAGAUUUCCUGACAGAAGCUCCCAUUGGAGAAACAAAUGACAAACGACUGGGUAUCCUUGCCAAGAAAACCCCCUGGAUGGCCGUGGUCCAUGGCAUCAAGAAGAGUCAGACCUGAUCGGAAAUUGAAGCUGAAAACAAUUGACCUAGAGACAGGUCCUUAGAUGCUGCCU
Messenger RNA from Monodelphis domestica (gray short-tailed opossum), 1612 nucleotides. RefSeq names its product protein S100-A15A-like. The record is from RefSeq and is a predicted model, not a curated record. Gene Ontology annotation, cellular component: cytoplasm; extracellular exosome. Gene Ontology annotation, biological process: endothelial cell migration. Gene Ontology annotation, molecular function: calcium-dependent protein binding; transition metal ion binding; calcium ion binding. NCBI's taxonomy places the organism in Eukaryota, Metazoa, Chordata, Mammalia, Didelphimorphia, Didelphidae.